Messenger RNA from Penicillium soppii, 879 nucleotides. RefSeq names its product oxidoreductase, 2OG-Fe(II) oxygenase family. Gene Ontology annotation, biological process: peptidyl-proline hydroxylation to 4-hydroxy-L-proline. The record is from RefSeq and is a predicted model, not a curated record. Gene Ontology annotation, molecular function: procollagen-proline 4-dioxygenase activity; iron ion binding; L-ascorbic acid binding. The transcript has 2 exons. The coding region runs from base 1 to 879 and encodes 292 amino acids. Lineage: Eukaryota; Fungi; Ascomycota; Eurotiomycetes; Eurotiales; Aspergillaceae. Gene Ontology annotation, cellular component: endoplasmic reticulum.
AUGGCAUCCAUUCCGAAGCUUUCCACGGUCAUUACCUGGGCUUUGUAUUUCAUCCCGGUAUACCUCUUCAUCGUUGACCCCUUACUACGCGGUUUCUUCCCGAGCCUGCUCCCAGAUUCUCCAAAAAACAACGCCGAUCUCUUCGAUGAGAGCGGCGCCCCAGGACCGGGCAUCAACCUCACCGACGACAGCUUCAUCAGCCCUGAAGAUGGGAUUCCCUUCAACUGCCCCGAUGCAGAGGGGUACCGAGUGCAUUUACUGUCCCGCACACCGUUGAUCAUGUACAUUGAGAACUUCGUGUCGGAGAAUGAAGCAAACCAUAUACUAGAAAUGAGUGUGGAAAAAUACACGCCCUCAAUAGUCUACGACGGGCAGACCGAACGCAUUGACCCGACAAAACGUCUCUCCGACCGUGCCCUCCUCCCUCGUGACGACACAGUGCGCUGCCUGGAAGACCGCGCGCGUGCCUUUCAAGGCUGGCGCCCGAACCUCUACAUCGAGCGCAUGUGGGCCCAGCGCUACAAUGCCUCCGGUCACUACCGGCACCACUAUGACUGGGCGGGUUCGCUGGCGAGAGGUGGAGACCGACUGAGCACGUUUAUGGUGUAUCUCGAGGCGGACUGUGAGGGCGGCGGGACGAACUUCCCCCGGUUGAAGAUGCCGGCUGGGAAGGGAUGGUGUCGGUUUUUGGAAUGCGAGCAACAAGAAGAAGGUAUCACCUUCAAGCCUAUCAAGGGCAAUGCGGUAUUUUGGGAGAAUCUUCGGCCUGAUGGGACGGGGUAUCCGGAGACGUGGCACGCUGCGUUCCCUGUUACGAAGGGGACUAAGGUUGGAUUGAAUAUUUGGAGCUGGUACCAGCCUAAAUGGAAGAAUCGUUAA